Messenger RNA from Klebsormidium nitens, 1261 nucleotides. The record is from the annotation of a GenBank genome assembly. Lineage: Eukaryota; Viridiplantae; Streptophyta; Klebsormidiophyceae; Klebsormidiales; Klebsormidiaceae.
AGUAUCUCCAGGUUCUUCGGGAGGAGAUCUUGGUGCGCUCGCAAGCAGGCCACGUAGAAGCAGAGCAAGCCAACGGUUCUUGGUCGCGGCCAUGAUGGCUUCCUUGCUUUCUCUGAGUGCUUCACGACCACCCACCUUGCAAGGUCGAACAAUACUGUUGAAUACAUAGAGAGAAAGCCAGUUGCGCUUUUGUGAAGAGAGAUCAGUUCAGAAGCUACGUGACCACAACACACUUUCGACUCUCAGGUUCUGACUCACUUUUACCGACUCUGAAAUCCGACAACAGAAAGACAAGCCUAGUAUCUUAUUGCGCUGCUAGAUCCCAGAAACCUGCAAGCACACUGCGCCUGACACUGGGAAGCGACCCGCGCCUUGUCUUCUUGCUCUGCCCUUCUGUCUUCAUUUAGCCUGAAGAGAUCUAUCGGUCUUGGUUUAGAUCUGUAAAUGGCUUCGAGCGCUGCUUCUACGUCUGGCCGGUGCCUCUUUGGGGUGCAGGCAUCCAUGGGAAACUCAGGCCGGAUGGACUCAAACACGCAGGCCUCGUGCAGUCCUCGCCCUGCACUUCUACGGCAGACGCAGGCGGUUUCAGGAGCAUGGGAGAGCUCCUUCAGGGGGAAUGGUGUCAGCAGCAUGAGCCCUGUGGUGCAAAGCCGCAGUGGUAACAAGAGAGAGAUCACAAUGGGAAACAAGAACGAAGGGAAGGGUAUUUUUGCUCCCAUCGUAAAGGUGACCAGGAAUGUUGUGGGUGUGAAGGAAUUCAACCAGUUGAGGGGGAAGGGCAUUGCGCUGCACUCACAGGUCAUCACUGAGUUCUGCAAAACCAUUGGUGCGGAUGCGAAGCAACGGCAAGGGCUUAUCAGAUUAGCCAAGAAGAAUGGGGAGAAGCUCGGAUUCUUGGCAUAACCUUUUAGCAUCUGCCCUGGCAGUGCGCUGCCAUCACUGAAAAAUACUGUAACUUCUUGAAAGUUUGCUCCAGGAGCAUGACAGGUUGCAUCCAUCCUGUUAUUAAUCAUAUGUGAUAUUGAUCAAGGCACAUUGCCCAAAACAUUGAAACAUGCAGCAUAACUUAGCCAGCAGGUAGUGUGUAAGCAUGUCUGGACUCAAAGGUGUAAACACGCAUUUUGUAAGCCUUGGUAGAAAGGUCCUGUUCAUGGAGUGUAGACAGAAGCACUCUGCGUCAGACUCUUGACAGAAGCACUUCAGGUGAAUCUCUUGUUUCCGCAAGGCUGUGUCACAUUUCUAUCUGAUUCAUGAAGCAACA